Babjeviella inositovora NRRL Y-12698 is the source of this 1650-nucleotide messenger RNA. It is a transcript of the gene AVT4, whose product is annotated as Avt4p. The record is from RefSeq and is a predicted model, not a curated record. Bases 1 to 1650 code for a protein of 549 amino acids. NCBI's taxonomy places the organism in Eukaryota, Fungi, Ascomycota, Pichiomycetes, Serinales. Gene Ontology annotation, molecular function: amino acid transmembrane transporter activity. The transcript has a single exon. Gene Ontology annotation, biological process: amino acid transmembrane transport.
AUGGAGAUCCCCUCGAGGUCCAGUGACUUUUGUGUUGAUGACUAUGCCAUUUCCCUGCGCGCUGUGUCUGAAGACGAAGAAAGCAUCCUGGAGCCUAUUGUCAAAGCUGUGAGCAAGCACUUGGUCCUCGAGGUGGAUGACUUGCAGCUCCAAGGUGGAGACACCACAAGAGAGGUUUACAAGAUUGCCAAACCUCGAAUAACCCGUUCCCUCUCUGUGUCUGACUUUGAUCGAGAACGGAGAGGCUCCACCGCCUCCCUGUUCAACGUUCCCGGCGGUUUUCGCAGACAGUUCAUUGAGAAUGAAGCCCAAAAGCACCACAAAAAGGUUAAUUUCGUCACACUGAACUUUUUGGAGUUUUUGAGCGUGUAUGGACACUUUGCGGGUGAGGACUUGGAGGAUGAUGACUACACGGCCUGUUCGUUGGUGCCCCGUUUCCGUCUCGACGAGGAGACCCCGUUGCUCACCCGAUCCAGAACGCAGCAGCAGGGUACUGCUUCUGCUACCAAGGCGUAUUUCUUGUUGCUCAAGGCUUUUGUUGGUACAGGGGUGCUUUUCCUCCCCAAGGGGUUUUACAACGGCGGGAUUCUCUUCUCCUCUGUGACUUUGUUCGCCUUUGGAAUGCUUUCCUACUGGUGCUACCUCAUCUUAGUACGCUCAAAGACUGCCACGAGCGUUUCCUCCUUUGGUGACAUCGGCAAGAAGUUGUACGGCACGUGGUUCAAGUUCUUGAUCUUGUUCUCCAUCACGGUCUCCCAGGUUGGUUUCUGCGCUGCGUACAUUGCAUUUACGAGUGAAAACUUCCGGGCGUUCAUUAUAAAUGUCUCGGGUUACGAUAUGGACCCACGCUUACUCACACUCGUGCAGUGUUUGUUCUUUGUUCCCAUUUCGAUGAUCCGUGACAUCACCAAACUCUCUUUAUCGGCCGUGAUUGCGAACUUGUUCAUCAUGAUGGGCCUUGGGGUGAUAUUCACUUACUGCGGCGCCCAGAUCAUGGACCAGGGGGUGGCUAAAGUCCAGGCCUUCAACCCUGAAUCGUUUUCCUUGUUCAUUGGGGUGUGUAUCUUUGCCUUCGAAGGGAUUGGGCUCAUUCUCCCGAUCCAGGAGUCUCUCAAACACCCGGAACAGUUUCCCCGGAUUCUCUUUCUCGUCAUCAUCACCAUCUCGUUUGUGUUUAUCCUCAGUGGAUGUCUUGGCUACGCCGCCUACGGGGACAACGUGCAAACUCUAAUAAUCAUGAACUUACCGCAGGGGUCGUACUUUGUCCGCUCCAUCCAGUUGUUUUAUUCCGUCGCGAUUCUUCUUUCCUCCCCCUUGCAAAUGUUCCCGGCUAUCCGGAUUUUGGAACUUAAGGUUUUUGGGAAGCAGAGCGGAAAGUACUCAUUCGAGACCAAGUGGCGCAAAAACUCCUUUAGAGCCGCAUUUGUUGUUUUCACCUCGUGUAUAGCGUGGUUAGGUGGCGGAAACCUCGACAAGUUUGUCUCUUUUAUUGGCUGCUUUGCGUGCAUUCCGUUGGUGUACAUGUAUCCGCCAUUGUUACAUUUACGCUCUUGUGCAACGAGCAAGUGGUCUAAGGCUAGCGAUCUAGCCUUAGUCGUUGUUGGGUUUGUCGCGAUGGUUUACACUACAUGGCAGAUUUUGGCCGGAUAG